Messenger RNA from Paramecium sonneborni, 626 nucleotides. The record is from the annotation of a GenBank genome assembly. Lineage: Eukaryota; Ciliophora; Oligohymenophorea; Peniculida; Parameciidae.
AAAAAAUUAUAUUAUGGCAGACGUUCAAACAUAAAGAGCUUUCUAAAAAUAAGAGGGAAUUUUCUAAAACUCAAAGAAAUUGUUAGCUAAGAAAACAUCAAAAGGAGUUAGAUAUUGGAAAGAAGUCGGUCUUGGUUUCAAAGUACCAAAGGAAGCAAUAGAGGGUCACUAUAUUGAUAAGAAAUGUCCUUUUACAGGAAAUGUUAGUGUGAGAGGAGCAAUAUUAAAGUAAAUAAAAGUUAAUAGAGAAUAGAGGCAUAGUAAUUUCAACAAAGAUGACCAGAACAAUAAUCAUUAGAAGAGAUUAUUUACACUAUGUUGCCAAAUAUAAUAGAUAUGAAAAGAGACAUAGAAAUGUUCCAGUUCACAUUUCACCAGCUUUUGGACCAGUUAAGGAAGGAGAUAUUGUUGUUUGUGGAUAAUGCAGGUAGAAUUUAAAUAAUAAAUAAUAAGACCAUUAUCAAAGACAGUUAGAUUCAAUGUUUUGAAAGUUAUUCCAAAUGAAAUCAUUGGUAAUGUUAGAAAACAAUUUGUUUUAUUCUGAUUCAAAUUACAUUUGCAUACAUAUAGUACAAUAUAUAUAUAUAUAAAUAAUUUAAAUAUCAAGAUGUAGUAAUAAAUCAUUU